AUUGCAGCCAAGACACUUUUACAUAAACUUGUACAGUAUUACACAUAUUCCGUCAGAAAUGCUGACAGAUUACUACCAAAUUAACCACAAAGGUUUUGUGUGUAUGUGAGGAGGAAAAGUGCCGAUGGGUCAUUUAAGGUUUAUACAAUUAUUUAAAUAGGUGUGAACAUUGUAAACAUUGUGAUUCCAAAGAAGUCUGACUCACAAAUGUUGAAAUGCAGAUAAACCAGAUCAUCCUCCUACACUGGUAGUUGAUGGCUUUAGUUAUAAACUAUGUCCAGUAUAUACACAGCGUUUUAAUAGAAAUAUGAAUUCAUCCUUGAAUGAAUAAAUAUUCAUCAGAGUUAAGCAGGAAAACAUUAUGCACAGUUCAGCCAAAGUGUCUACUAUUGAGAGGUUAUAACUAAUAAAAAAUCUAUUGUAAAAUAUGAAUAAAUAUGAACUAUGCAACUGUAUAAACAUCAGUAUUGACUAUAAAACAUAUUCUUCAUGAGGGAUAUUUCUAUGCUUUGUGUACAGGACAUUUCAUUGUGUAGUUAGUCAGAUCGGCCACUGGAGGGCGCCAUUGACGCAGCGACGUCGCUUUCCUUCAUCUUGCUGUAAACAGCGCUAUAGCGCUAGCUAGCAUUAGCCAGCGGACUGGCUGCGCAACGGAGGCGCUUCACGUCGGCUCGGGGUUAGUCUGAGCAUUUAACGUCAGCGCGGCUCAUGUUUACGGUUCACCUGGCUCGACAUGGAGGACUCGGACACCGUAGCCAUUCUUCCCGAGGACGCGCUGGGCGCCGCGUCCUCGCACCCGCAGACGAGCGGCGACCCGUCCGAGCACACACGGGAGGCUGAUGUCACGCCGCCGACCGGCCGCUCGGUGCGACCCCCGUUCUCAUGUUGGCUGCCGGCGUCCGUCGAGCCGGUGCUGUUCCUGUCCAUGUUCUCCCUGACGCUGCAGGCUCCGCUGGCCACCCAGUACCUGUGGGAUCGCAUCAGCGAGGACCUGGGCUACAACGGCUCCAAGAGGUCGGAGUGCAGCAACGGCUCGGUGACCCCUGACCCGCUGCAGAAGGAGGUGGAAACUUUAACAGCCCACUGGAACCUGUACAUCAGCCUGGGGGGCUUCUCUGUGGGCCUGCUGGUGGUGCCCCUCAUGGGCUCGUGGAGCGACUCGGCGGGGCGCCGGCCGGUGCUCGUCCUCCCCAACGUGGGCCUGGCGCUGCAGGCGGCCGUCUACCUGCUGGUGCUGUACCUGGAGCUGCCCGUGGCCUGCUUCCUGGCGGGCCGGCUGCUCAGCGCCCUGUCGGGGGACUUCUACACGGUCCUCGCGGGCUGCUUCGCGUACGUGGCCGACACCACUGACCGGAGGUCGCGCACCUUCAGGGUGGCGGUGCUGGAGGCCUGUCUGGGGCUCUCGGGCAUGCUGGCCAGCGUCAUCGGGGGAAACUGGCGGCGAGCACAGGGAUACAUCAACCCUUUCUGGCUGGUGCUGGCCACCAGCUUGGCCUCGGCUCUCUACGCGUACCUGUUUGUCCGCGAGUCCGUCCCGCCGGACCCGAGCGCCAAGCUCAUCACUCCCCGUCACUAUAAGGCCGUCUGGCACCUCUACUCGACGGGCGGCGGGCGAUUCCGCAGACGCCGGCUGUGGCUGUACACGCUGUGUUUCUUCCUGGUGGUGACUGUCCACUUCGGCUGCAGGGAGCUGUACGUGCUGUAUGAGCUGAGCUCGCCGCUGUGCUGGGGGCCGGCGCUCAUCGGCUACGGCUCAGCGGCCCAGCACCUGGCCUACCUGAGCAGCCUGCUGGGGCUGAAGAUCAUGCAGUGCUGCCUGAAGGAGUCCUGGGUGGCCCUAGUGGGGCUGGUGUCAAACAUCACGGGGCUGUUGGUGUUCUCCAUCGCCGACACCACCCAGCUCAUGUUUACAGGUUAUGGGCUGUGUUUCCUCUUCAUGGCUGCGACGCCUGUGCUCAGGUCGAAGUUGUCCAAACUGGUGGACCCCUCAGAGCAAGGUGCCCUGUUUGCCUCCGUUGCCUGUGUGGAGAGUUUGUGUUAUCUGGUGGGAAGUGGUGUCUUCAACUCUCUGUACCCAGCCACCCUGCACUUCAUGAAGGGCUUCGCCUUCCUUUUUGCUGCCAUCAUUCUCUUAUUUCCUUUUGGUAUAAUUGGGACCCUGCAGUGUUUAGACCAGAGGAGAGAUCACAGUGACUCCACAGGAUCCAUUCGCGAGGACAGUGGGCAGCAGGACCCUGUCAGAUGAUGACGUUUAACCUGGUGUUGUUCUGUGAGGUGAAUAGCUUUAACGCAGAGACAUCUGCGUCUGUCUGUGAUGCUGUGACUUAAGCUAAGAACACAGCGAUGAGGCAGCUGACUGUUUUUCUAUUCCAGCGAUGCAGGUCUUACCUCAAAUCUAAAGAAGGAAUCGACCUCCGACUAGUGAUAAGAUUUUGUCCUAUCUACAGUGGCCUUAAAACACAGUUUUCCAAAAUUUCAUUGUGAAAUUUAUAUAAAUGAUUUAUUUUUUUAAUCUUAUGGAAUACACCUUGUUCCAAUUAUUUUGCAAAUGAUAUCUUUCUAUGAUUUUUAUACUUAUUUAAUGCAAAUUAGUCACUUUAAUUUUCAAGUCAUCAACCAUUAGGGUAUAAUUAGAAUUUUGUUGAACAAACCUCCUAAUGAUAACUGUAUUUAUUAAAAAUAACAAACUAAAAACGUAUUGUUUUGUGCACAAUAGUUUGAAAGAGUUAAAACAUUUUAUAGGUGGUAAAUAACUUGGCUUUUGUUGAAUUUUCAGAAUUAGGGGGUCAGAUUUACUGAAAUCAAAAGCUAAUUUAAUCAAAAUCAUCCUAAUAGGCCACGUUACAUCUUAAAAUAAGACCCCUUCUUUGAUAUCACCUUCACAAUUCUUGCAUUUAUUGAACUUGUGAGUUUUUGGACAGUUUCUGCUUGAAUGUCUUUGAAGGUGCAUUGUCAUGCAUGAAGAUGAUUUUGCUAACGGUUCUUCUUCUACUAUGGAAGUUAGAAGAUAGGAGGUCAUUUUCACACCUUCCGGGACCUAUCAGCUCUCUCCCCAUGAUUCCGGCCCAAAUCAUGACUCUAGUUUAGUUUUUUGGGACAUGGUGGCCAUCCACCAACCAUCCACCUCUCCAUCCCUCUAGACCAGGGUUGCACGACACUCAUCAUUAGUGUUAAUGCAUGUCUGGGCCCAUUGCAACCAUUUCUGAUUAUGAGCAUUGGUUAGGGGUGGCCGAAUAGAAGGUUUAUGCACAACUGCACUCCUCUAAAGGAUCCUACACCUUGAGGUUCGCCUCAUACCUUGUUCAAGGCAUUGCACUAUUUCACGCUGUUCAGCAGCUGAGAGAUCCAUUCUUUUUCCCAUAUUUCAUGAAACCUGUGGCCUGCUUAAUAAUGUGGAACAACCUUCUUCAGUACUUUUCCUUUAGUUGGGUUUAUCUGGUAAACUGUGUCUGAGAUUCAUUUCAGCGACGCAAUACCAUCCACGAGUUUUAUUUAAAAACGAAACAUUUAAUGUUUAUGACACUUACAUCCAAUUUGCAUAAUAAGUUGGAACGCGGUGUAGUUUUGAUACAGUAUGUUUAAUUUUGUACAGUACAGUGAACGUUUAUAAAUGGCACCGGCACAGAAAAAGCUGUUUACAUGAGAAAGGGGCACACGACCUGGAAAGAACUGCAUCUGGUUUCACACAGUGAAUAGUUUGAUUAUAAAAAAGCUCAGGAGUUUGGUAAACUGCUUCUACCUGAAAUGUUAGUGGUUCAUUAGUGAUUUUAUAGUGCCAACAUAUCUUUUACUCUUCUGAAAGUUCUGAGUCUCUUUCUUUUGCCUAUUACAGCAUAUUUGUAUUAUUGUAUUGUACUGGUGAUGUCGGUUUGCACUUUAAGGAGACUCUCAACCAUAUUAAGUCUAUUCCAAAGUUUUUGGUACAAGUAGACUGAAACAUUCUCACAAAGUCGAUGUCCCCUGUAAUAGAGAAACCAUCCAAGCCAUCAGCAAAACCACAUAAGAGUGAAAACUGCAGUGAUUGCAGGGUUACAUCAUGACACUACCAGCUUCCCCUUUUCUGCCAUGAGAUCAUGGCAGAAAAGCAAACUUUCCAUCACAAACACCACUGGUACUGACCUACAGCCAGUGAGCACAGGGUUAAUUACCUCAUUAAGGAAAUAAGAUCUGACAGAUCAGAUUUAAAAUGCACAAAGGGAAGUUACUGGGUUGAGUGAACUACUGUGAACUGAGCUGUUUGAAGUUUGCUUUUGACAACCAGACAAAUGAUUUAAUAAAACCAUCAGUUCUUUAUUCUGAUCAUGAAAUUAAAUAUAUAAAAUAAUGUUGACAAUUAAACAAAAACACUGUUGAAUAUGGUGGUUAAAGUUGUUCAUACAUGAUUUGUAAUUGAAAUGAGGUUCAACAUUUCAUGUACAGAAGAUUUUAUUUUUGAUCUUCAUCAUUUUGAACAAAAACAAAUAAAACUGACAACAUUUAA
Messenger RNA from Betta splendens (Siamese fighting fish), 4480 nucleotides. RefSeq names its product solute carrier family 46 member 1 (gene slc46a1). The transcript has 6 exons. The coding region runs from base 734 to 2245 and encodes 503 amino acids. The record is from RefSeq and is a predicted model, not a curated record. Gene Ontology annotation, cellular component: plasma membrane. Gene Ontology annotation, molecular function: transmembrane transporter activity. Lineage: Eukaryota; Metazoa; Chordata; Actinopteri; Anabantiformes; Osphronemidae. Gene Ontology annotation, biological process: transmembrane transport.